CUGCGACCAGAUUUCCAAACCCGGCCGUUGAAAUCAUCCACACUCAUCGAAACAGCGGAUCGCCGGACGAAAAUUCGUUGCGCAUCGGAUUUGACGAUCAAAGACCAGUAACUUGCUGCGGUCUUCCAGCCGCGCCGGCCACCAUGGACGCUCAGGACCUUGAGGAGGCGAAUCGCCUGCGGGUGUCGCUGGGCAUGAAGCCAUUACCCGUGCCCGGCGGCAGCACCGACGGCCCAGCCUACAAAGAGAAGGCCCAAGACGCAGAAGACGGCGAUGGCGAGCCAGCGAGCACACUCGAAACGCGCGAAGCGGCGGCGUACGACAACUACAAGAAGGUCAUGGAGGCGGAGGCUGCCAAGAAGAAGCGCGAAGAGAAGCUUGCGGCCAUCAAGAAGGCGCGCGACGCCGCAAAAAGAGCCGAGGUCUUCGAGGGCAAGGGCCUGGGCGACGCCGACGACGACAACGACGUGAGCGCAAAGGCUUGGCUCAAGAGCCAGUCCAAGCGUCAGAAGAAGAUUGACCAGGCACGAAAAUACGAAGAGCAGCUGGCAGCUGCGGAGGCGGAGGCUCUUGCAAAUGCUCAGUACACCUCGAAAGAUCUGGCAGGAGUCCGCGUCGGUCACGAGGCCACGGCUUUUGAGGAUGGUGAUGCAUACGUUAUGACCUUGAAGGACACAAAUGUCCUCGAUGAAGAGGACGGCGACGAGCUUGAGAACGCUGAUCUUCGGGACAAAGAGAAACUCAACCGCAACCUGGAGCUCAAGAAGAAGAAGCCGGUAUACGACGUACACGCGACGAUCGAAGAUGGCGAACAGAGUCUGCUCGCACAAUACGAUGAGGACAUGGGAAUCAAAAGGUCAAAACGAUUCACGCUUGAUGCUUCUGGGACCGGCUCGGGCGCUCAGACGUUGGGCGACAUGGCGGAGCAGGCCAUCGGGCAACGAGCUACGAAGAUCAAUCUGGACAUCUUGGAGGACGGCAAGCCGAAUUCCGAUUACCUGGACAUUUCCGAGAUCAAAGUCAAAAAGCCAAAAAAGAAGAAGAGCAAGUCGACAAGGAAAAGGCCGGCGGAUGAUGACGACAUCUUCCCUACUGAGCCCGCGGAAGAAGACCACUCUAUGGAGGUGGACUCAGGUGCAGGCUUCAUCAGUAAGAAGCGCAAGACUGACGACUCUGCAUUGAUCGACGACGAGGACCUUCAAGCAACUCUCUCUAUACAAAGACGCGCAGCGUUGAAGAAAAGGAAGAGGGUACGACCUGAGGAUCUGGCGCGACAGCUCAAGGAGGAAGCCAACAACGACGACUCAGAAGACUUUGGCGACCUGGGUGAGGGCGGCCUCGUUCUUGACGAGACGUCCGAGUUUGUGUCAAACUUGAAGAAGGAGGAUAUUGAGGAAAGGAGGCCACGGCCCAAGCAGAGUGCGCCUGAACCCGUCACGGCAAUGGAAGAAGACUCCGACGAGGAUGAGCGCAUGCACGAUGGCAGUUAUGCGGACGAGGAGCCCGUCAAGCGCGAGGAGUCACCAAUCAAUGAGGCUGCCGUCAUCGGAGUCGACGAGGAGAAGACUGUCGGAACUGGUGUCGGUGCGGCAUUGCAGCUCCUGAGAGAGCGCAAUCUGAUAUCGCAGACCAACUCGUCCGAUCUCAACAACAAGCUACGACAGCGGGAGGCGUUUAUUGCGGAGAAGAAGACGAAGAUCCACGAGAUUGAGGAAGCUGCACGAAGACAGCGUGAACGAGAUCGUGCCAGUGGCAGACUUGACCGAAUGACGGUCCGCGAAAGGGAAGAAUAUGCGCGUCAGCAGAACAAUGCGCGUGACCUUCAGGCUUCUCGCCAGCUUGCUGAGAUAUACAAGACAUCAUAUGUGCCAAACGUCGAGCUCAAGUAUCACGAUGAGUUCGGACGGUCUCUCGACGCGAAGGAGGCCUUCAAGCACCUCUCGCACGCCUUCCAUGGCAAGGGCAGUGGGAAAGGCAAAACGGACAAGCGACUCAAGAAGAUUGAAGACGAGAGGCGUCGCGAGGCCCAGAGCUUCCUGGAUGAUAGCCAGAACGUCGGCAUGAGUUCUGCGACUGCGCAACAGACCAAGAAGAACAAACAAGCAGGAGUCCGGUUGGCAUGAUUGCCCAUCCGGCACGAUUAUUGAGCACAUUCCGAGGAAGGGCCUCGACACUAUCCAAAGGUGCUUCUUCCCUUUACAUGUACACUUAUCAAUACAUGGAUAUUCUAAUGCUGACACUGCAAGACACGAAGGACUUCUGACCCAGUGGCUUGGAGACCAGUUGGACUAUACGGCCUGACGCUUGGGGCUGCUCGGAAGACUCGCUGCCAGGGGCGAUUGCUCUCAAGUUGCCCUGCCGUGAUUUGUGAUUUUCGUGUGCACCGCAUUGAAUUCUGUGCCACCGUGACGAACGUGAUUUGUUAAAAUGCAUGGGGCAUUCCGCUCCAGUGAACGUCUGCACUCUUGCAUACCACAGGACAGUCUUUGUACUGUAUCUCAUGUGAUACGAUAUGCUCGCAGAGGAGCAAAGGUGAGAUCUGAUGUUUAGCAACGAAACUUUCGACAUAGAUAUUACAAUACAUUACAGU
Molecule: messenger RNA, 2590 nt
Organism: Microdochium trichocladiopsis
Lineage: Eukaryota; Fungi; Ascomycota; Sordariomycetes; Xylariales; Microdochiaceae
Product: SART-1 protein
Exons: 1
Coding region: 144-2123 (659 amino acids)
Biological process (GO): maturation of 5S rRNA; mRNA cis splicing, via spliceosome
Cellular component (GO): U4/U6 x U5 tri-snRNP complex
Source: RefSeq, a predicted model, not a curated record